AUGUUAACAGCUCUUUUGCUACUUGUUGACGCGUUACCUUAUAAGCGAUCCAUCCCGAUUAAAAUUCCGUUAAAAAAAGUUGUGUAUAUGAAAGUAUUAGACCAUGUAGUUAACGGUGAAGACUUCGCAUAUUACGGACCAAUCACUAUUGGCACGCAAACUUUUAAAGUACAAUUCGAUACAGGAUCUUCUGAUCUUUGGGUUCCGAGUGAAGCUUGUGCUUCGAUUGAAUGUAAAGGCAAAAACAAAUAUAAAAAGGCUUCAACAUUCAAAAGUCUCGGUACAUUUUCUAUUAAGUAUGCCGUAGGAGAGGCACAGGGAAUAACGGGAUCAUCAGAUUUUACUAUCGCGGGCCUUAAAGUGACAGGUCAAAAAUUCGGUGUUGUCGAUACACUUAACGACACUAGUAUGCUCAAUAUCCCAUUUGAUGGUAUGAUGGGAAUGGCAUAUGACAACCUAAGUCCCAAUGGACAAACCACACCAAUGACCUUACUUAAAAAUCAAGGUUUAAUUGAUUCAGCGAUAUUCGCCUUCAAGCUUGGAAGAGACGCAGAUAAAACGACGAGCGAAUUAUCAAUAGGCGGGUGGAAUCCAUCCUUGUUCACUGAUCCGAUUACCUGGGCAAGUGUGGUGAAAAGUAGCGUGGGGAGAUGUAAGGGUUAUUAUUGUAGCUGGGAAAUUUAUCUUGAUGAUAGCUCUGUCAAUGGUAAACCACUAGGAUUAGGCUUUCAAAACCGUACUGCAAAUAUUGAUACCGGAACUACACGUAUAAUCGUUCCAUCACCCGAUGCCAAAAAAAUUUACGCACUUAUUCCUGGUUCUAGGCUUGAGAUCAAAGGUAACAGACACUAUUACAAUUUACCUUGCGAUAGUCGACCUGUGGUUAGCCUGAAGUUCAGUGGAAAAUAUUGGAAUAUUCACUACAAAGAUCUGGUGAUUCAUCUAGGCAAUAGCACGAAUUGCACAGGAAAUAUUGUAGGAGAUGUCACGAGCAAUCCCACACAAUGGGUGCUUGGUGAUGCCUUUAUAAAGAAUGUAUAUAGCGUGUUUGAUCAAGACACUAAUCAAGUUGGAUUCGCAGCUUUGAA
Ambispora gerdemannii is the source of this 1088-nucleotide messenger RNA. The record is from the annotation of a GenBank genome assembly. NCBI's taxonomy places the organism in Eukaryota, Fungi, Glomeromycota, Glomeromycetes, Archaeosporales, Ambisporaceae.